Bradysia coprophila is the source of this 708-nucleotide messenger RNA. RefSeq lists its product as uncharacterized. Lineage: Eukaryota; Metazoa; Arthropoda; Insecta; Diptera; Sciaridae. The record is from RefSeq and is a predicted model, not a curated record.
AAACGGGCCAUAAACUAUUGUAUCGUCCAUCGCUGUUGAAGUGUUUUUAAUCGAAUUAGUGGUAGCAGGAUCACGUUAAAGUCGUAAAAUGAAGCUCUGCAAUUUUGCAAUACUUUGUAUCGUAACAGUAACGUUUUUCAGCUUUAUAAUGAUUACAACGGCAUGGGUUGAUUAUGACUUAGUAGUCGUUGAAACUAUGAAUGACACGGCGGAACCAAUGGAGUAUAAGAUUACUAAAAAACGUGCAGAUCGUUUUACAUUUGUUAUUGACGGCACCGUAGGUUUUACAGAUUUGAAUGGAUGUGAUUCAGAAUUAAAAAUCUACUACAGUGCUCCCGACAGUACCAAGUUUGCAUUGUCACCAUUCAAACUGCCAAGAGCCCCGAUUGAGCAGGCGUUGAACCAGGACUACCGUAAAUACCUGAUGAAUCCACUCAAGGAUUUUUCUGACCUUCCGUACUCAGAGGAUGAGGAAGUUGACUUAUACAAAGAAUUUUUGCAUCACAAAUUUACGAUCAACAAAUUUUUGCUCCAUAAUACGACAAUUCCCGCCGACCUGGCUGACGGAACAUACAAGUGCUACCUUUUCAUCUACAAAGGGCUCGAUGUUUUAAAUGCAAUUCAUGUUAUGCUCAGACUAUACUAAUUUUUGUGAUGACCAUUGUCGAUUGCACCAAAUAUAAUUGCAUGCGUAUCACUUGUUGGCAA